Lagopus muta (rock ptarmigan) is the source of this 7359-nucleotide messenger RNA. It is a transcript of the gene ZBTB5, whose product is annotated as zinc finger and BTB domain containing 5. Gene Ontology annotation, biological process: regulation of transcription by RNA polymerase II. The coding region runs from base 596 to 2620 and encodes 674 amino acids. Gene Ontology annotation, molecular function: protein binding; DNA-binding transcription factor activity, RNA polymerase II-specific; RNA polymerase II cis-regulatory region sequence-specific DNA binding. NCBI's taxonomy places the organism in Eukaryota, Metazoa, Chordata, Aves, Galliformes, Phasianidae. The record is from RefSeq and is a predicted model, not a curated record. Gene Ontology annotation, cellular component: nucleus. The transcript is spliced from 2 exons.
UCUGAGGGAGGGAUGCUGCGCCGGGAUGUUUUAACGGGAGGGGGGGAAACGUAAGGGACUCCUGGUGUGCAGCCUUGGCGUGUACGGGAGCCGUCUGCAGACAGCAGCCGUUCCCCGGAGUUCGUGUGACGGCCUGGACCGCGGGGAAACGGAUCCUGGGGUGGAGUGCGAGAGAACAGGCCUUCGUGUCUCACGUUUGUGUAGUUACUGUGUUGCUUGUCGUAGCUGGGCUGUGGAGGAUGGCGCUUGGGAGGGAGGUACUGACUGCACUGAUAGCACACGGCAGCUCCCUCCCUACCUGGCAUUUCUGGCGAACAGCACGGGGCGUCUGUUACAGGCACCUCACAGCUGGUGGGUUGUGUCUCAUGCUGACAGACCCGUGCGGUGGAUAAGCUGGGAGCCAUUCUGCUGCUGUGGCACUGUGCUGUAAAUCUGUCUCUUACAGGAGAAAGGUCAGUCGGCACUGAUGUCUGUAUUAAGCACAGCACGCAGUUCUGUCUUGGAGCUGACUGGAUGUGCUUAAUUUCUUCCUCUGCCCUUUUGGAAUUGUUCAGAAGGACUUUAAUUCAGCAUCCGCACAUGAAAAUUAUGGAUCAUGGAUUUUCCGGGACACUUUGAGCAAAUCUUUCAGCAGCUCAACUACCAGAGACUUCAUGGCCAACUUUGUGACUGUGUCAUUGUGGUGGGAAACAGGCAUUUCAAGGCCCAUCGCUCCGUUUUAGCAGCAUGUAGUACACACUUCCGAGCUCUCUUCACUGUAGCAGAAGGAGAUCAAACCAUGAAUAUGAUUCAGCUGGAUAGUGAAGUGGUGACAGCAGAAGCUUUUGCUGCCCUCAUAGACAUGAUGUACACUUCCACACUUAUGCUCGGAGAGAGCAACGUUAUGGAUAUCUUGCUGGCUGCAUCUCACUUGCAUUUGAACUCCGUUGUUAAAGCAUGCAAGCACUACCUUACUACCAGGACGCUGCCGAUGUCUCCGCCCAGUGACAGGGUUCAAGAGCAGAAUGCACGCAUUCAGAGGUCUUUCAUGCUUCAGCAGCUUGGGCUGAGCAUUGUGAGCUCCGCGUUGAAUUCCACUCAGAGCUCAGAGGAGCAGCCGAGCGCCAUGAGCUCCACCAUGAGAAGCAACAUAGAGCAGCGCUCCGCUUUUCCUAUUCGCCGUCUCCACAAGCGUAAACAGUCCUCUGAAGAUCGGGCCAGGCAGCGAAUGAGGCCUGCCAUAGAUGAGGCUGUUUCUGACGUGGCUGCAGAGAGUGGGCAGUCGGUUGUUCAUUCACGGGAAGAUUUCUUCUCACCAGAUUCGCUGAAGAUAGUGGACAACUCUAAGGCUGAUGCUGUUGCUGAUAACCAGGAGGACAAUAAUAUUAUGUUUGACCAGUCUUUCGGUGCUCAGGAAGAUACUCAGGUGCCCAGCCAGUCCGACAACAGUGGAGGAAAUAUUUCACAGAUGUCCAUGGCAUCACAGGCAACACAAGUGGAAACCAGCUUUGACCAGGAGGCCGCGUCUGAGAAAAACAACUUCCCAUGUGACAAUCCAGAGGUCAGCAUAAAUGAAAAAGAGCACAUGAGGGUGGUGGUUAAAUCUGAGCCCUUGAGUUCCCCGGAGCCUCAGGAUGAGGUGAGUGACGUCACUUCCCAAGCAGAAGGCAGCGAGUCUGUUGAAGUGGAAGGAGGAGUUGUGAGUGCAGAGAAGAUAGAGCUGAGUCCUGAGAGCAGCGAUCGUAGCUUUUCUGAUCCGCAGUCUACUACAGACCGGGUAGGAGAUAUCCAUAUUAUGGAGGUGUCAAAUAACCUGGAACACAAGUCUACUUUCAGUAUCUCCAAUUUUCUGAAUAAAGGCAGAGGUGGCAGCUAUGGUGCUAGUCAAACUACUGAUGACAACAUUCCAAAUACAACGAGUGACUGUAGAAUGGACAGUGAUGCUUCUUUCCUGAUGAGUCCAGAGUCAGGGCCCACUGGCGGUCACUCGUCUGCCACAGUCUCUCAUGUUGAGAAUCCCUUCAGUGAGCCUGCGGAAUCCCAUUUUGUUAGACCAAUGCAGGAUGUGAUGGGUCUUCCCUGUGUACAGACUUCUGGGUACCGGGCUGCGGAACAGUUUGGUAUGGACUUUCCAAGGUCAGGCUUGGGCCUGCAUUCUCUGUCAAGGGCGAUGAUCGGCUCUGUAAGAGGGGGAGCCAGUAGCUUUCCUGGCUACCGCCGCAUAGCCCCCAAAAUGCCUGUUGUAACCUCCGUCAGGAGCUCCCAGCUGCAGGAUAACUCGCCUGGUUCCCAGCUGAUCAUCAAUGGCACCACUUCUUUUGAGAAUGGGCAUCCUUCGCAGCCUGGUCCUCCGCAGUUGACACGGGCAUCUGCAGAUGUUCUUUCGAAAUGCAAGAAAGCCUUAUCUGAGCACAAUGUCUUGGUUGUAGAAGGUGCACGCAAAUAUGCAUGUAAGAUCUGCUGCAAGACUUUUUUGACCUUGACGGACUGUAAGAAACACAUCCGUGUGCACACAGGAGAAAAGCCUUAUGCCUGCCUGAAGUGUGGCAAACGGUUCAGUCAGUCCAGCCACCUUUACAAACAUUCCAAAACAACCUGCCUGAGGUGGCAGAGUAGCAACCUACCUAGCACUUUGCUUUAACUGCUUGCACCUCCCAGCCUGAAUGAGAGUGCCAGUACAAACUCUUAACUCUCUGAAGCACUGCAGGAGCAUUAACACUAUUUUGCUCAAGCUAAGAAGCUGCUUUCGUAGGUCUGUGAACAGUUGUGUGUGGUUGUGCCACACGCUAAAGUCUUGAUUCUAUAAAUUGGGGAUAAUACCAUACCUACCUCACAGGGGUGUUGUGAGGAUUAGACAACUGUUAGCAAAUAACUUUGAGGUCCUCAGAAGUCUGUAGGUAUGUAAAACAUUAUUGUUAUGUACAUGCAGGCUUGGGGCUCAAUGGGGAUACGGUCCCUACAUCGAAUUUCCUUUGCAAAACAGAGGGGUGGAGGGAGUGAGAGUGUAAUUGUCUCACAGAAUAAUGGAAUGGCAUGAGUUGGAAGGGACCUUAAAGAUCAUCGAGUUCCAACCUCCUUGCCGUGGGCAGGGUUGCCACCCACUUGAUCAGGUUGCCUAGAGCCCCACCCAGCCUCCACAAAUGGGGCAUCCAGAACUUCUGUGGGCAGCCUGUUCCAGUGCCUCACUACCCUUGAUAGUGAAAAUUUUCUUCCUCAUAUUUAAUCUAAACCUACUCUCUUUUAGUGUAAAGCCAUUACUCCAUGUCCUACCAUUACACUCCCUGAGGAAAAGCCUCUCCCAAGGUUUCCUGCAGGGCUCUCCAGGUACUGGAAGGCUGCAGUGAGAUCUCUCUGGAGACUUUUCUCUAGGCUGAACAAUCCCAGCUCUCAGCCUGUCUUUGUCAGAGAAGUUCUCCAGCCCUCCAGUAUCUUCGUGGCCUUCUCUGGACCCACUCCACCUGCUCUUUGUCUUGUACUGGGGGCCCCAGACCCAAAUACAAUACUCUGGCUGGGGCCUCACAAAGGCAGAGCAGAGGGGGACAGUCCCCUCCCUGCCCUGCUGCCACCCCCAUGUUGCUGCAGCCCAGGAUACAGCUGUCUGUCUGGGCUGCAGGCCACACUGCUGGCUCAUGCCCAACGUUCUGCCUACCAGGAGCCCAAGUCCUUCUCCACAGGGCUGCUCUCAAGGAGUUCUUCUCCCAGUCUGUAUGUGUCCUUGAGAUUGCCCCUAUCAUUGUGCAGCAUCUUGCACUUGACCUUGUUGAACCUCAUUAGGUUCACAUGGGCCCCGAUCUCAAGCUUGUUCAGGUCCUUUUAGAUGGCAUCCCUUCCUUCUGUUGUGCCAACUGCACUGCUGAGCUUGGUGUCAUCAGCACGUGUGCUGAGGGUGCCCUCAAUCCCAGUGUCCAGGUCUUUGAAAAAGACAUUAAAAGCAGCGGUCCAAAGAUGGAUCCCUGGGGAACGCCCCUCGCGACCGGCCUCCAGCUGGACGCAGAGCAGUGGACCGCAGCCUUUGGCUGUGACAUCCAGCCGAUUCCUUAUCCACGAUAUAGUCCACCCUUCAGGAUCUAAUUCAGAGAUAGGGAUGUGGUGAAGGACCCUGUCAGGCAUUCCAGAAGUCCAGGCAUCAGUCUUUCCCUGUUCACUUGUUCUGUCACUCCGUCAUCCAGAGUGGUCCAGGCACAGUCUGCCCUUGUUGAAGCCAUGCUGGCUGUUUCAGAUCACCUCCUUUUCUGGCCUGUGCCUUAAUGUAGCUUUCAAGAGGAUCUGUUGCAUGAUCUUCCCAGGCACAGCUUUAAGGCUCACCAGCUUCUAAUUCCCCCCAGUCUUCCUUUUGAUCCUUAAAAAAUGAGUCACCAAUCACCCAGGAUUUCACCUGACAGCCUUGACUUUUCAAAUACGAUGGAGAGUGUCUCAGCAACCACAUCACACAGCUCCUUCAGAGCUCUGGGGUGCCUGUCAUCCGGCCGCAUGGACCUGUACAUGUUCAGUGUCAUCAUGUGGUCUUGUACUUGCUCUUCUCUUACAGCAGGAGGAAUUUUGUCCCCCAAGCUGCUGCCCGGCGGCUCAGGGAUGUGAAGGUGCACAGAUAUGAGAGACACGGGAAGCCUGGCUGCCAGUGGACAGGCCAAGAACUCACUGAUUACCUCAGCCUCUUCCAUCUCAGUUGUAGGCAUUUCUUCCUUCUUGUUAUUCAGAGGAGAUGCCCUCUCCUUGGCCUGUCUCUUCUGACCUAUGUACCCCUCUUGCUAAUGUUCACAUCCCUUGCCAAGUGCAGUUCCAGCCGUGCCUUGGCUUUUCUGAUCCCAUCCCUGCACAUCCUGACAGCAUCCCCGUGUUCUUCCCAGGCCACACGUCCCUGCUUCCACAGCUUUUGCAUUCCCUUUUUUUCCCUCAGUUUGACCAGCGGGUCCUUGCACAACCACGUCAGUUUCCUGCCUCCUCUGCUUGAUUUCUUGUACUUGGGGAUGGAGAGAUCUUGCGCUCUCAGAAACGUAUUCUUAGAGAGCUGACAGCUCUGUUUUGUUCCUUCCCCCCCCCCAGGACAGCUUCCCAGAGGAUCUCAUCCAGUAAUUCCUUAAUUAGCCGGAAUUUUGCUCUCCUGAAGUUCAGAGACCUGCUGUUCUCCAGGUCUGUGUUCCUCAAGACCAUGGACUCAACCAGGGCAUGGUCACCACAGUGCAGGGUGCCUGCAGUCUGAACCUCUUGAAGGAGCUCCUCUGCAUUAGAGAGCACAAGCUCCAGUAAUGCUUUACUGCUGCUUGGUUUGCCUAAUGCCUGGGCUGGGAAGUUGUCCUCCACAUGUUCAUGAAGUAACAUAUUUCAAGAAUGAGAAACUGAAGUGCAAAUUUCCUUUUUUUUUUUUUUUCUAAAAUAUUUUGUAAAAGUGAAAGCAUUUAAAUAAAUAACCUGCAGAAAUCAAGUUGCUGCAUUAGGUGUGAACAGUAAUGCAGGGAGCUGUUUGCUCCAGCGAAGGCAGAUUGCGUAUCUUGAAAAGAAAACCAACUUUGGAUGCAUCUGUUUGACAUAGAAUGCUUUAAAGUAUGCUAAUUAUGAAAAUAGUUUAGGGUUCUGAAUGUAUGUUUGCUUGUUUUGUAGUAAAAAACACUGUGUAAUGAAGGUGCUUAAAUUAAAUCCAAGAAAAAAGUAAAUUUUGGACUUACAUAUCCGGAUGUAUAUAUACUUGGAAUACUGCAAGAUCUGGAUGUUUCACCAAUAUUUUUCUGUAGAAACUUGUAUUAAGUGAUAAGUGAAGUAUGUUUCUUGUUUGUGCUAUUCUUAGCAGUAUUUUAACCAAUUUGUAUUUCCUAUCUUAAAGUUCCAUACACACAAAAGUCUGGAAAGAGCUUGUCUUUGUCUGCUUUGUUGUUUUCAACGAGAGGGAGUUAGUGAUGGUGGUUUUUAGUGUGUAAAAUAGGCUCUUGCUGCUUCCAGACACGGCCGUGGUCAGUCCGGUCCGUGCCACUGCCCGUGCUCACUGUUCUUUGGCACCCUUCAGCUGCAGGCUUUAAUUUCCCCUCCUGCACACUCACUUCCCCUCAGCAGCAGAUUGUCCCUCGGAGCAGAGCAGAGGGAUGGAGCCUUGGUUUCCGUGUUUACUUACAUCUCUAUGUAAGGGGUAGCUAUCAAAUCCAGUCUUUCUUUUGAAGUAGUGUCAUAAAUUUUCUUUCCAACAAGGAAAAAAUCCCUAGCACACACUUAACUUAAAAAAAGUAGCACUGUACACUUUGUAAAGCAGAAAUUGAGCAACCUUUAUUCCUCAAGACAACCGCAUGAGUGUUAUAACUUUCUCCCCUUUGAUGCCAUUGUAACUAAUAGCAUUUGCAGUCUCUUUCCCUUGCUGAAGGUGCACGUGGAUUGCCAGCUUUCACGUCCUGGGUUUCUGCGAGACAUUUUGGAGCACUUCUGCUGACAAAUGUUGUUCUACCACGAAGGAGCUGGAUCGGGGCUUCAGUGCAUCAUUCCGCCCAGGGGACGCAGAUGUUUGACGUCACAGAGGAACUGAUUGCUGUUAAUUUAAAUGUAUUUUCAAGCUUUAUAUUUUUCUUUUUAAAUUCUGUGGGUAGUAAAUGUAUCCUCUGUUAUGGUACUCAGCAGUCUUAAGGAGUUUGUGCUCCUUAGUGAAUAAUCUUAAACGUUUUGGAUUUCCAUCAGAGUAAGCAAAAUAAAAUCCUCAUCCAGAGUCCCGACAGUCAUUGAAGAGGAUGAGUUACAAACACCAUCGAGGCUUCCAAACCAGACGUUGUCAGACCAAAGGAAACACAGGAAGCUUUCUGCAUUUGGUUUAUAUGUGCAGCAGCAGUAAGCUGAAGGGGGAACGUGUGGGGACACCUCUCCAUGUUGAGAAGGUUGCCACAUGUCUGCCCACGUGUCAUUGGCACCUUGAGCAGCCCAGGUAAGGAGGGGCGUGGAAACACCACGAGUGAUUGGCUGAACUCCCUUACUUAGUGGCUGUACUCCGGCCCGUGGUCUUCGAGGACGUGCAGAAAUGUGCCACGUUUCUAAAAGGAGCAGGAUGUGCCACGUGCAGUUUGGUAAUGUGGUGUAAAGGGACCGAAAGCACUGAGGUAUGCUAACCAAUCUCACUGGAACAUCAGUAAAAUGUAGAAUUCUGUACAUUAUUCUUCUCUUGUCGCGCCUUAUCAGUAGCAUUCUGGCUGAUUAUUUAUCCUCCUUGCAUUUCUACCAGUUUGUUGGGGAUUUUUCUAUUAUUUUUUUCACUGUUUCCUACAGUGCUUCUGAAAUCCUACAGCAGGUAGGAGUAAAGAAGCGGUGUGAGUAAGGAGGUUAAUUAGGAGCUAAUGUUGAGCAGGUAAACAUAUUAAACUGUACAUCUUGUCUAUUUUUUAAUAAUAAACUUUCAUGCUGUGAAGUAUCAGA